UACAGCACGCAAUGUAUGUCUGGCUGCAUGUGCCCUGCCGGGCUAGUGUCAGAUGGCAAAGGUAACUGCAUUGCGAUGGAAGGGUGUCCAUGUAUUCACAACGAUGCCACCUAUAAUCCAGGAGAGAAGAUCAGCGUUGACUGUAACACAUGCAUAUGUCAGAACAGGAUGUGGAAAUGCACCAAGAACAAGUGCCUAGGGACCUGUGCUGUUUACGGAGACGGGCAUUACAUCACCUUUGAUGACAAGCGAUACAAUUUCAAUGGAAAGUGCGAAUAUACUCUGGUUCAGGAUCACUGUGGACAGAACAGCUCCACCCAGGGGAAAUUCCGAGUUAUCACCGAAAACAUUCCUUGUGGCUCAACGGGAACCACUUGCUCAAAAUCCAUUAAAGUCUUCUUAGAAGUGAGUCUCAUUGCUUGUGCUUUUGGAAAGCUUGCAGUUGUAGAUAGAGGUGGUGGUGGUGAACUACCAUACAGAAUCCGCUCCAUGGGCAUCUAUUUGGUUAUUGAGACCAUCAAUGGGAUGAUCCUCUUAUGGGACAAGAAAACAAGCAUAUUUAUCAAAAUGAGCCCUGAUUUCAAGGGUCAAGUCUGCGGCUUGUGUGGGAACUACGAUGGCAAUGGAAUGAAUGACUUUACGACUCGGAGUCAGUCUGUAGUAGGUGAUGUCCUGGAGUUUGGAAACAGCUGGAAAGUGUCUCCCACGUGUCCUGAUGCCAAAUGCACAAAGGAUCCUUGCACUAAGAACCCCUACAGGAAAUCCUGGUCACAGAAACAGUGCAGUAUCAUCACCAGUAAAGUCUUUGCUGCCUGCCACUCUCAGGUUGAACCAACUAAAUACUAUGAAGCGUGUGUGAUAGAUGCCUGUGCUUGUGAUACUGGGGGAGAUUGCGAAUGUUUCUGCACGGCUGUGGCUGCCUAUGCUCAGGCAUGUAGUGAAUUUGGCGUGUGCAUAUCCUGGAGAACACCCUCAAUUUGCCCUAUGUUCUGUGAUUAUUACAAUGCUGAAAGAGAAUGCGAUUGGCACUACAAACCCUGCGGAGCUCCCUGCAUGAAGACGUGUAGGAACCCCAGUGGCAGAUGCCUUCAUCAAUUACCUGGCCUGGAAGGCUGCUACCCAUACUGUCCAGCAGAUAAGCCCUAUUUCAAUGAGGAGGAGAUGAAAUGUGUCGACCAAUGUGGCUGCUAUGAUGCUGCGGAUAACUAUUAUCCACCAGGAACACACUUUGACUUAAGAGACACAUGUCAGUCAUGUACAUGCACCAGUGAAGGGAUAGAGUGCAACUUCAAUGAUCAAGCAUGCUACUGCCAUUACGAAGGAAGGGAAUAUAUCUACAAGGAAAUCAUUUACAACACCACAGAUGGUCUGGGUUGGUGCAUAACGGCAACCUGUGAUGUUAAUGGAACAAUCCAUCGAGCUGACUACAAAUGCGCAGGACUUACCACCACACUGCCACCAUUUACGUUUACUACCAUUCCAUCUACAAGUGGAGCAGCAGCCACGUCCGUGAAAUCGACACCCGUAUCCAAACCAACGGCUUCGAUAGCAACUGAGGGGACCACACCUCAAGUGUCCACCAGCUCCCUCAUCACAACCAGGACUGUCCCGCCAUCAGGUUCUACCUCACCUGCGAUCAGUGAAGCCACUUCCACUAUUUGCCAGCCUGAAUGUUCCUGGACCAAAUGGUUUGAUGUGUCCCAACCAACAUCUGACCUAGAUAGCGGCGACGAUGAAACCAUCACAAACAUCCGAAAACAUGGGGAAAAGGUCUGCACGAACCCUCAAUACGUAGAGUGCCGGGCAGAAGACUACCCUGAUGUUGACAUUGCUGUACUUGGGCAGACAGUGCAGUGCGACACCAAAGUCGGCCUGCUCUGCAGUAACAACCAACAGAAAGGGAAGUCCGGGAUGUGUUUGAACUACCAGAUGCGAAUGCACUGCUGCGACUAUACACACUGCCGCCCGGGAACUACCCCCGGAACAACGACGACUGCCACCAGCACGAGAACACCAGCAAGCACACCGGGCACCACCCCCGGUCUAACAAGCGCUCCUUCCACCGUCCAAAUCACCACACCAGUCUCAGUUACUUCAGCAGCCGUCUCCACCUCAAAAGCCACAUCUGUACAGUCAACACCUGUAUCCAAACCAACUGCACCGAUUCCAACUGAAGGUAUGAUAUGA
Molecule: messenger RNA, 2187 nt
Organism: Gekko japonicus
Lineage: Eukaryota; Metazoa; Chordata; Lepidosauria; Squamata; Gekkonidae
Product: mucin-5AC-like
Exons: 12
Cellular component (GO): extracellular matrix
Molecular function (GO): protein binding
Source: RefSeq, a predicted model, not a curated record